AAAAUCUGCCGGUCCCGCCUCGUCUGUCCCGCUGCUGGACGAGUAUUGGUGGACCGAUUUUAAAAAAAUUGCCGGGCGAGUGCGGGUAGUACAUAUCUUUAUCCAUUUAGCUUUUUUCCUACCCCACAAGCAGCAAUUAAAGUCUUAAACUAAUCCUAUUGGUUAACCGAUUCAAAUCCACCCUGUUCUUUUAUUCAAAUGAUUAUAUGAUAAUGUUUUCAAGUUCAUUAGUCUUAUUUCAACGCUUCCAAAUAUAUUCUAAGAGGUUGUCAAUUCUCAAUGAUCUAUCUAUACAUAAAAAGGGUAUUUGUAAAUGUCAUUUGUUGUAUCAAUAGUAACCUUUGAGAACCAUUUUUUGUAUAGAUCAAAGAGAUGGGUUUCAACGACCCUUCGUUAAGCUCAAUCAUCCUUUGGUUUGCCGCCGUAACGUCUCCCUUAAUUAUCUCCGUUAUCUUCAUCUUUUUAUGCAUGUGUUUUCUCAAACGCCGUAGGUUUGUGGAUGCAUUACCGGAAACAGAAGACGACCACCACCACAGAAGAGAAACACCGUGCCAAGGGCUUAGCGCUUCUGUGAUUGCCGCCUUUCCGACCUUUUCUUACAAACCGGACAAUAAUGAUACCGAGAGCAACAAUCAAGAGAUAGAAUGUCCGGUUUGCUUAAGGUUAAUCCCUAAGAAUGUCGUUAUUAAGGUUUUACCAAAUUGUAAGCACAUGUUUGAUGAGGACUGUAUUGGUAGGUGGCUCCAAACUCAAGUAACUUGUCCUGUGUGUCGUAGAAUGGCUGAGCCCAUGACUAGCACUGGGGACAAGGUCUUAGAAAGUAUAGUAUAGUAUAGUUGAUGGUUAAUUAUAUAUGUUAAUUUAUAUAGUUUUCCUUUUUGUUAGUUGUAAUAUAUAUGAAUGAUAUGGAAAUUUACAAAUGAUAUAACUCAUCAUGCGCAGUUUGAGUCAUAGUAAUUGAAUUUUUCGAUUAAGUGAAAGACCCAAUUUUGGUUUAGGUCGUGAGGUUAUGUAUAGCUCGUUCUUCCGUUCGUUAUACAAAUUAUGUACUACUAUCUCAGAUGGAUAACUAUAAUAAUGUCAAAGCAAACAAGAAAUGGUGGUAAGUUUAGAAUUUUCUUCAUUCUCUUCGCAGGAACGUUUCAGUUUUGCUUUUAUUCAGUUAUGUCUGUUGUUAAACAGUGUUUGGGCUUUAAUUAUAUAAAUAGAGGUAAGUAUGCGCUUCGCGCAUAAUAAUAUUUCACUAGGAUAAGAUCUGCGCCUUGCGCGGGAUUA
Molecule: messenger RNA, 1275 nt
Organism: Brassica napus (rape)
Lineage: Eukaryota; Viridiplantae; Streptophyta; Magnoliopsida; Brassicales; Brassicaceae
Product: E3 ubiquitin-protein ligase ATL41
Exons: 1
Coding region: 373-831 (152 amino acids)
Source: RefSeq, a predicted model, not a curated record